Colletotrichum destructivum is the source of this 974-nucleotide messenger RNA. Its product is annotated as Putative phospholipase/carboxylesterase/thioesterase, alpha/Beta hydrolase. Bases 122 to 874 code for a protein of 250 amino acids. Gene Ontology annotation, cellular component: cytoplasm. Lineage: Eukaryota; Fungi; Ascomycota; Sordariomycetes; Glomerellales; Glomerellaceae. Gene Ontology annotation, biological process: protein depalmitoylation. The record is from RefSeq and is a predicted model, not a curated record. The transcript has a single exon. Gene Ontology annotation, molecular function: carboxylic ester hydrolase activity; palmitoyl-(protein) hydrolase activity.
CAGGCCCUGCAGCCUAGGGAGUACAAAGAAGCAUUAGGUCAAAUUGUUUUCCGAGCACAAUCUUUGACUUGAACAUCACAAAAUAGUAUUGCCGAUAUUGAGACAAGACAACCAGGACGCAAUGUCUUGUUCGACAAUCGUCGUCCAACCCUCGAAGCCACACACGCAUACCGUGGUCUUCCUCCAUGGGCGUGGCGACAACGCGCAAAACUUUGCGGCGUCGUUGGCGUACUCCCGAGAUUCUCGGAACCGCACCCUCGCUGACGCAUUCCCUUCGUUCCGCUGGGUGUUUCCCCAGGCGAAAGUAGGACAGUCGGCGGCGUUCCCCGGCGGUGCGGUGUCGCAGUGGUUCGACAUAUGGAAUGUGUCUGACUUCUCCGAACGCGAAGGGAUCCAGGCCGAGGGGUUGAGGGAGAGUGUCGCCGGCAUACGAGAGAUCAUCGCCUCCGAGGCUCGACUGCUGGAGGGCAGGUGGAGUCGCAUUGUCCUCGCGGGCAUCAGCCAGGGGGCGGCAACCGGCGUCCACACUCUCCUCAACCUCGAUCUUCCCCAAGGAGAAGACAGAUUGGGGGCUUUCCUCGGCUUCUCUUGCCGCAUGCCGUUUCCUGGGAGAACUCUGGCGGAGACGCGGGAAGUCUUGGGGCUGCGAGACGUUCCGGAAGGCAACAUUCUGUUGCGUCAGACUCCCAUGCUGCUCGAGCAUUGUGUCGAUGAUCCGCUCGUUCUGGUUGCGAACGGUUGUGUUCUGAGAGAUACGUUACUUGGAUUCGGUGCCCAAGUAGAAUGGAAAGAGUAUCUGGAUGGAGGGCACUGGUUUAAUUCACCGACCGGUAUGGAUGAUGCUGUCAAAUUCUUGGAGUCUCAGUUGGGAUGAGUUACAAAGCCUAUCAAAGAUGGAAAUCCUCAAAUCGUAAGGGGUCUUUUUUGAGCGUGUAUCUCAGUGGCACCCAUCUUUGAAAACGACUUCACAUUUC